GAGGGGACUGGCGGAGGGUGUGUGUGUGUGUGCGCGUGUGUGGUGUGUGUGUGUGUGUGUGUGUGCGCGGCUCCCUCUGCCUCACACGAGAGCACUCCGAUGUAGCUGCUCUCGGUUUUUGGGGGGCGAGCCCAUCUUCCCCCGCCUGCCUCCUUCGGGGGGAGCAGCACCCGCCGGGCCAGGGGGACAGAGAGAGAGAGAGAGAAGCGUGUGGAGAAGAAUCUAUUUUUUUUAUAUUUUUUUUUUUUUUAUCCCUCCCCCUUUUCCUUUUCGCCGGAUGAAAAUGUUGAGUCCUGCGAACGGCGAGCAGCUUCACCUCGUGAACUAUGUGGAGGAUUACCUGGACUCCAUCGAGUCGAUGCCCUUCGAUCUGCAGAGAAAUGUCUCCUUGAUGAGGGAAAUUGACGCCAAAUAUCAAGAGAUUCUGAAGGACCUGGAUGAUUACUAUGAAUUUAAACGAGAGACAGAUGCCGUGCAGAAGAGAAGAAUGUUGCAUUGCAUACAGAGAGCGCUGAUUCGGAGUCAGGAGCUGGGUGACGAGAAGAUCCAAAUCGUCAGUCAGAUGGUAGAGCUUGUUGAGAACAGAACCCGGCAAGUGGACAGCCACGUGGAACUGUUUGAGACGUGCCAAGAGACUAACGACACCACUGGGAACAGCGGGAAAGCCAGCCAAGAUAAGUCAAAGAACGAGACAAUCGCCCAGGCUGAGAAGCCCAACAAUAAGAGAUCAAGGCGGCAAAGGAAUAACGAGAAUCGAGAAAAUGCUUCAAAUAAUCAUGAUCACGAUGACAUCACCUCAGGAACUCCAAAGGAGAAGAAAGCAAAAACAUCCAAGAAGAAGAAACGAUCCAAGGCUAAGGCAGAGAGGGAAGCUUCUCCUCCAGACCUUCCUAUUGAUCCCAAUGAGCCAACAUACUGCUUAUGCAACCAAGUCUCCUAUGGAGAAAUGAUAGGAUGCGAUAAUGACGAGUGCCCCAUCGAGUGGUUUCACUUUUCCUGUGUGGGACUCAAUCAUAAACCAAAGGGCAAAUGGUACUGCCCCAAAUGUCGAGGAGAAAAUGAGAAAACUAUGGACAAGGCAUUGGAGAAGUCAAAAAAAGAAAGGGCCUACAACAGGUAGUUUGUAGACUUUUCACGGCAAAGAAAAACAAAACCACCAAACCAGUGUAUUUAUUGUCAGUGUCACCUUUGUUGAGGUGAAAGGAUUGUAAAAUGUAUAUUUUUAAAGGAGGUUUAAAACUGAACCAUUCCUGUUAUAGGGACGGCAAUAAGAGCAAUUUUUGUUUUUCAUUUGGUAAGCUGUAACAAGAAUGUGGUCUGUGGACCAAUGUAUUCCAAAAGUAAAGUUAUAAGAGUAUAAACCGAAUAUUCAGGUGGGUCUUAAAACAGAAAUUAAUACUUCUUUUUUUUUCCUCCCAGUGCUGGUAGCACUCUACCCAUUAAAAUUUUGAUGACAAAUAUUUCCGAAAUGUAAUUUCUUUUUCUUUAAUGAAGAAUGUUAUUUACAUUUGAACGGAAUUGUUAAAUAGCUUAGCCAUCUGGUUGUAUCUGAAUAAAGCUGCAGUACAUCACAAAUGUAACUUCUUUCGGUGAUAAGCAGAGCGAGAUCAA
Molecule: messenger RNA, 1611 nt
Organism: Cygnus atratus (black swan)
Lineage: Eukaryota; Metazoa; Chordata; Aves; Anseriformes; Anatidae
Product: inhibitor of growth protein 1
Biological process (GO): positive regulation of DNA-templated transcription
Cellular component (GO): nucleus
Source: RefSeq, a predicted model, not a curated record